This is a messenger RNA of Gavia stellata (red-throated loon), 2088 nucleotides long. RefSeq names its product HUS1 checkpoint clamp component (gene HUS1). Bases 13 to 867 code for a protein of 284 amino acids. Gene Ontology annotation, biological process: nucleotide-excision repair; double-strand break repair via homologous recombination; mitotic intra-S DNA damage checkpoint signaling. NCBI's taxonomy places the organism in Eukaryota, Metazoa, Chordata, Aves, Gaviiformes, Gaviidae. Gene Ontology annotation, cellular component: site of double-strand break; nucleolus; checkpoint clamp complex. The transcript is spliced from 8 exons. The record is from RefSeq and is a predicted model, not a curated record.
GCGGGCGCCGCGAUGCGAUUUCGCGCUAAGAUCGUGGAUCUCGCCUGCCUCAACCACUUCAGCCGUGUAAUGAACACCAUCGCCAAGUUAGCCAGAACCUGCACCCUGCGCCUGACCGUCAGCAAGCUGUAUUUCAUCCUCUCCGACAAAGUAGCAAACGGAGGCGUCAGUAUGUGGUGUGAGCUGUGCCAGGGGAAUUUCUUCGAUGAAUUUCAGAUGGAAGGAGUAGCUGCAGAGCACAAUGAAAUCUAUUUAGAGUUGGUGCCUGAGAACCUGUCAAGAGCAUUGAAAACUGCCCAGAGUGCCAAGGCAGUGAAGAUCAAGUUGACUAACAAACACUGUCCCUGUCUCAGAGUUGCUGUGGAGCUACCAUCCUUAUCAAGCAGCAGUAGGAUUGUGACACAUGACAUUCCUGUGGGGGUUAUUCCCAGAAGAUUAUGGAAUGACUUCAGAGAGCCCAGUGUGCCAGACUUUGAUGUCAGUAUUUACCUACCAGUGCUGAAAACAAUGAAGAGUGUCGUGGAGAGAAUGAAGAAUCUCAGCAAUUCCAUUGUGAUUGAAGCAAACUUGAGUGGAGAAAUGAACUUGAAAAUAGAAACUGACUUAGUAUCUGUAACAACACAUUUUAAAGACUUGGGAAAUCCUCCCUGGGCGUCAGAAGAUGGAUGUCAAAGUUCUGCUCAAGGCAGAGAUCUGGAAAGCAUGGCUGAGGCACGCAUAGACAUCAAGAAGCUGCAGCAGCUGCUUGCUGGACAGCAGGUCAAUCCCACAAAAGCAUUGUGCAAUAUUGUAAGUAAUAGAAUUGUCCAUUUCAUCUUGCUCCAUGAGGAUGUUUCGCUUCAAUAUUUUAUUCCGGCACUUGCCUGAAUGUUUUGGAAUCUCAGUCGUUUUCCAGCCUGAGGCCUUUUCCACGAAGUCUGAACACUUUCAUGAGUUGCUGGAGUACUCUCAUGUGAUGUGCUGUUAGAUGCAGGCAUCAGGUGGACAUUAUUUCCAUAUUUAUUAAAUUAUUCAAAAUACCUCCUCAUCCAGGUGGCCAUUUCUGCGAAGAGUUACAUGUUAUGAAAGACACAACACCGGGGAGCUGGUGUAUCUGAGCGUUACGGGGAGCAAAACUGGAAUUUGUAUGUGCUUUUGGGAUGCUUUGGGCUGUGGGGAGGGCAACAUAGGAUUUUUUUUCUCAUUGAGAAAACAUAAAGGUAGAAUUGACCUGUGGAGCUGCUGCUGGGUGUAUUCGUUAUUCUCCGAACAAGCUAUUGUACCUCCGUGGAGCAGGAGAGCCCUCUGGAGGGUUGACAGAUUGGUAUUUGCCUGGGCAGGUGAGCACAGCCCUCCUGACGUGGUACUGGAUUGACAUCUCUUCCAGCAGUGAUGUACAUGGACCUGAUGCUACUGCAUGUUGUGCAGCAGAAAUGUGUCUGAAGCAGAGGAGCUUCCUGUGGCUGCCAGCGUGUGACAGGGUGUAACAGAUGCGAAGGAGCACCAACAGCUCAGCAGCAUCUGUUUGUACCUGGUUGUAUCUUUUCCUUGCUCCAGCAUACCUCAGUAGUUCUGUUAGUGCUUGAACUGAUGUGUUUAGCUCUUGGCCUAAGAGGAUGAGAUAAACACUCUGAAUUACCUUGUUAAUGCGGGCAGCGAAGGUCUCUGUCUACGUACAGAAUGAGUAUUGUAUGAGGAUAAGCGUGAACACAGCCAUUGGUGUGAACUAAAGGGCAAGUUAUCCGUGGAUCGCGUUUUUUUCCCCUUUCCAGAUGGAAAGCAUCGUACAACCUGUGUCGUCAUGGUGUCAGACACAGUGAGAUUGCAUCUAGGCUCUGAUGCCAAGCAGCCAAGAGCGUGACUAAGUCUCACUGACAGGAGUGCUGCCCCUGCUUCUACUUCCUGGCUACCUCCUUUUCCUCCUUAUUCCAUGUGUGGUUGUAUUUGUUAUCCAGCCAUGUUCCAUAUGCCUUUAGUGUUCCACAGGGUUUUGAGCAUCUCGUGAAACAUCCUGGUUUAGAAAUAGUGAGCCUUUGCUGCCAAAUGGGAUUGGGAGUCUCUGAGUAACUCUUGUUGUGGUCAAAAAUGCUGGGUUUUGGGUUGUUUGGG